AUGUUGCAUAAAGGACUAGUAACAAAGUCUAAAAGCGAAUUUCUCUAUGUGUGGUCGAAGAGUUUUGGAGGAGAAGCUAUCUUGGACAAAAGAGUGGUAUCUACAGGUGGAUGUGUGCCAUCAAUCGGUAAUUGGAUUGUCUUUAAAGUUAGAGUUGGCAGCAGUUUUAUUGAUGAUUUUAUUGAUAUUCCGGACUUGUUACCUACGAAAGUGAAUGAACAUGGAGACGUGAUGGUCAAAACUCGAGUCUCAUUUCGUUCCAGCGAUGUGCCUGGCUGUAAUUUCUUAGUUCAUUCAAAUGAUUUAGGAGUUAUUGGAAUAUUUCAAAAUUUCCCGAAUUUGAAUGAAAGCUGUGAUUGUGAUAUUUGGGUUGAAAGAAUCCCACAAGCGCUUUCCAAUCUUGAACAUUUAUACAAAACGUCAUGGUAUAUUAGCGAGGAGCUUUCUGAGCAAAUCGUGAAAACAUCUUUGGAGCGGUUUUCAUCAGUAUGCAGUCUCUCAUCAGAAUUUAACUCACACAUGGGGCUACCGAACACUGCAUCCGAAGAUAGUUAUUCUGAUGCUGCUACACACACCACUAGAAGUUCAGUCAGCAGUGGUAAUGUUAAUUUCGAUGAGCUACAAGAACAUAACCCGUUACGCAAGCGAAAUUUUUCAGAACAGUCAUAUUUUACCGAGCAACAAUUUUUUAAUCCCCAGUCGUAUGCUUCAACGGAGGGAACAGUAGAAAAAGAAAUCAAAGAAGGUAAAACAAUUAUUGGUUUAAUAACAUCCUCCUUUAAUAGGAAGGCUUUUGUUUGGUCAUCAAUUCUCGGUAAAGGAGUAGUGUUGUUGUGUUUUGAUCAGCAGAUACGACAUGGUGAAUGGAUUAAAUUCAUACCUUCCUGCAUAGAUGAUAUGUGCUUGCUAGAAUACAAUGAAUUAAGAAAAUGUAAAUAUGUUGCAAAGGAUUGGUACGUUAUCAGUCCGCUCUAUCCUACACAACCCUACAAAACUAUCGUAUCGGUACAAGUGAGGCUUUUUGUACCACAGAAUUAUCCAGGUUCAUCAAAUUUGUGGGCCGAAUUUUUUGGCACAGUUUAUGAUUCAUUGGGGCGAGUUGCUGAAUUUAGGUCAUUACAGAGCAUUUUAGGACGAUGUCUCUUGGUUCGGAUCAUGGAAAUGAAAAGUGAUUGUGGCACCAGCAGUAGUUGGGUUGUACAUAAAGUUUUACAACUUCUUAAGAAUGAAGAAUCAAUACCCAAGUUAAAAUCUCAAUCGUUUGCUGCCGAUGCGUUAAGAUACAUGAAUGAAGAUUUGCUCAUACACAAUGCAAUGAAAAAAGUCGACUGGAAUCUCGUUAAACAGCUGAGAGAACCUCAUCUUCUUUCAGAUGAUAUUUUGGAACAUCGAAAUUAA
Molecule: messenger RNA, 1398 nt
Organism: Cercopithifilaria johnstoni
Lineage: Eukaryota; Metazoa; Nematoda; Chromadorea; Rhabditida; Onchocercidae
Source: the annotation of a GenBank genome assembly